Molecule: messenger RNA, 2637 nt
Organism: Xiphophorus couchianus (Monterrey platyfish)
Lineage: Eukaryota; Metazoa; Chordata; Actinopteri; Cyprinodontiformes; Poeciliidae
Gene: foxi3b
Product: forkhead box I3b
Exons: 2
Coding region: 828-2000 (390 amino acids)
Biological process (GO): cell differentiation; anatomical structure morphogenesis; regulation of transcription by RNA polymerase II
Molecular function (GO): DNA-binding transcription factor activity, RNA polymerase II-specific; RNA polymerase II cis-regulatory region sequence-specific DNA binding
Source: RefSeq, a predicted model, not a curated record
AAACAAUUUACUUUUUCAUGCUUUUCUUAUUUUGAUGAAAAAUUGAGUUGGGGUCCAACACAAAAUUUGAUUUAGGGAGCUUCCAACUAGCACAAAGCCAAAGCCUUCAGCUUAACUGAUAUUACCUGCCUUCCCUGUUUCUUUUUAUUUUAUUUUGCAUUAUAUGUCUAUGUUAACCAUUAGUCUGUGCAUGUUUUGUAAAUCUGAUCAUUUAGAUUAAAGUGCUGAAAAAACAUCAUAUACAUAAAAAACAUGGGAAUAUACCGUAUUUGUAUGGAAAAAACCCCCCAAUAAAAAUACAGAAGUUUUAUUAUAAACACCUUUUUUUUAAAUAAACUGUUGUUUUCAACUUGUAAAUUUCUUAGUGUAUUAUAGCCUACUGUGUGCACAAAAGAAAAAAAAUCUGACAUGAGUUUAUGCCAGACCAUCAAAUUGAGUGGAAAAUUAUUUAAGUGAGAGUGAACAAAACCCCCUCAGGGGAUUGAAUUAGCUGACAACAGAAAAAAAGAAGAGUGAAACCCAUAGGCUUCUCACCUUAGAAAAAGCACCAAUCAAGACACACUGGGGCGGGCCAAAUGAGAAGAUAUAGACCUUGUGACAGGUGACACCUUGACAUAGAGCAAGGACAAGCAGACAAGGAAGGAUCGGAGAAGAACAGUCCUCAACUUUAAAACUAAGAAAAGCCUAUUUUGAUGACUAGUCAAUACUUCAGUGAGAACUGAAAAAGAAAGUCUUUCAGGAACUGGCACAACUGUCAGUAAUUUUAGGCGAAGAGGAAGGACAACAACAAACAGAUCAGAAGAGGGUAAGAGGUGGAAAGAAACUUGAUGAUGUCUUCAUUUGAGACCCAGAACCAGUCACCUCCUCGUUGUGGUCCACAGUUUCCAAGUUUAGGCCAGGAACCUCCAGAGCUCAGCAUGUACGGUGAAUGCUACUACCCUCCUCCAUCCCUACCGAGUCCUCAGCGAACAGCUCCUUCUUCCUAUGAACUGAGUGACUACACCACCUCAUCUCCAAACCCGUACCUUUGGUUCAACAGCCCCGGGAUCAACUCCUCUUCGUACCUGUCCAACAAUGGCCCACCAGGAAAUCCAGGCCCACCGUUUGUACCUCAGCACUAUGGCAUGCAGAGACCCUACCUGGGACCAGCUGGACCCGGUGGUCCAGGGGGGGAACUAAGCUGGUUCUCACUUCCCUCACAAGAAGAUCUGAUGAAGCUGGUCAGACCACCUUAUUCCUACUCUGCUCUGAUUGCAAUGGCUAUCCAUGGAGCACCAGACAAGAGACUGACACUGAGUCAGAUUUACCAGUACGUUGCUGAUAACUUUCCUUUUUAUAACAAGAGUAAAGCUGGCUGGCAGAAUUCCAUCAGACACAACCUGUCACUCAACGACUGCUUCAAAAAAGUGCCAAGAGAUGAGGACGAUCCAGGUAAAGGCAACUACUGGACACUUGACCCGAACUGUGAGAAGAUGUUUGACAAUGGAAACUUUCGCCGUAAAAGGAAGAGAAAGUCUGACUCCCUCAACAGUGGUGACGGCGCUUCAGGGCCUCCAGAGUCAGGAGACAGUGAAAGGGGAAGCCCCAAACACCCUGCCCUUACCAUGUCCCCGACACCGGAGAGAAUCCCCUCCCCUUCACUGUCGGGUCCCACGCCAUGCCUGAGCAGCUUCUUGUCUGAAAUGUCUACAGUUUCUACUGGAGCAACAAACGAGGUUGGGGGAGAUGGGUUGACCAGGCCGCUGCAGAUUAACCUUCCCCUAGAUGGACCGCAUAGACAUACCCAGCCAGGAAACUUUAGUAACUAUUCCCCCAACUCAGGUGUCUCAGAGUGGGUACCACAGGUACAAGCUCCCUCUGUGCUCACAUCCUCACCGUCCCACUCUUCUUUAGGUUACUCUAGCCCCAUUCUGAGCCAGUACACUGGGUCCAGUGGGCACUUCUAUCCUACUCUGAGCUCCACUGGAAUCAUGUAUCAUCGAGACGGCACAGAGGUCUAAGGAGACGUAAGGGGAGGGAAUGAUGUCUUAGGAAAGACUGUUGAAGGAUCUUUCAAAUGUCUGGUAUUCGUUUUGGCAAAACAUAAUGUUUUUUUGCUGACUUAGACAGGUGAGAGUGCUAUAACACAUGAGCAUACUAAACGGCGCUCUAUUCCCACAAAAAAAGCUGAUUCAGGCAUACUGGCCUUUCAUUGUCCAACCAUAAAAAAAGGGACUUGCCUUGCUAUCAGAUCCUGUCAGCUUUUAUUUCAGAUAUAUCUCUGCAAGAGCUGUGUCAACUUUAGCUGACGAAGCUCUAAUCUGCUGACACUAUGCCAUUCAACGCUGACAGACAGCUUAUUCAGAGGGGUAGUUGAAUUACAGCGAUGUCAAGAUUGUGUUGUUCCCGCGCAAAAUAAUAAACAAGUAAUAAUGAGACUGUCAUUCUUUUUAGUACUGCAACAAUCGGAUUCAUUUACAGUCUGGGAGUGUAAUAUAAUGGUGGUAGUUGUACUUUGUAAGUAUGUUCACUUGUUCUAGUUUGUUACCUAAUUGUUGGUUUGUUUGUAAAAGUUUUGUUAAACAGAAGGAGUUCAUAGGGUGUGGCUUCAUGCUGUGUAUUGUGUUUUUACCAUUAAUAAAAUCUUUUUGACAUACA